AUGAUUACUCCAAAGGUAGCCCCAACAACUAUGACGAUAGUCGUACCGGUAUUUGAUAUCGACGAUGUUUCGUCAUUCGUAUCCGAGACAACACCUCCUCCGCUGCCAGCUCCUUCGCUGACACUCACGCUUAUUCUUGAACAAUGUUUGGGAAGACGUGUUAGUGGAGGAGGUGGUGUCUCGGAUACGAAUGAUGGAACAUCGUCGACAUCAAAUACCGGUGCGAUUGUCGCCAUCGUUGUUAGCGCUAUCUUUGGCGUAAUCAUGUUGAUUAUAUUCGGUUGCAUAAUUAGAAAUUUAAUAAUUAAAAAGUUAAUUAGAAAACGAAUAAUUCGGCCAGCACCUCGAGUGGCUCAACAGCGUCCUGUGAGACAAGCACCUGCUACUCGUAUUUCUUCAUCAGUUCCUGUUGCAUUCACACCACCACCAACUUAUUCGGAAGCACCCUCGCCACCACCAACUUAUUCGGAAGCGAUUAAAAUCGCGGAAAAUAUUAACUAA
Messenger RNA from Didymodactylos carnosus, 501 nucleotides. Lineage: Eukaryota; Metazoa; Rotifera; Eurotatoria; Philodinida; Philodinidae. The record is from the annotation of a GenBank genome assembly.